GCUGCUUCAAGGGCUUCGACAAGGACCAGUAAACAAUCUGUCACUCCAGCUCCAUCAAUGCGACCUGCCAAACGGUUGCGGUCAGUAGCAUCAGCAAGUCGAACGAUGUCUGAACCUCCGACACGUGUAUUCGCGUUGUGGAAGCAGGAUGGACAUUACUACUCUGGUACUGUCCAUUCCUUGCAAAGUCCGUCAUCUACGCGUUAUUUGGUUAAAUUCGACGACAACACCGAGGACGUGGUAGAUAUCACACGAAUGCGCCGUUGCCAGCUAAAGGUUGGCGAUAAUGUCAUUAUGGUUGAAGGAGGUCUCAGAGGAAAAGUGACUUACGCCGAUGGACUUGAAACCGAAGGUGUGGUUCGCGUUGAAGUUGACAAUGGGUCCAAAGUCAUCACUUCAGAAGUCGAAACCGCCGACAUCAGAAUCGCCAGCCGAACGCUCGCAAGCCAAUGGAAAGAUCGGAUGCUCUCUGCAGAGUUGAUCGUCGCCAUGGUCAAACCUAAACCAAUCAAAGCAACUCCUUCGCCAUCUAAGGUGUCUAUUCAGAGCACCACGUCUACCAAAAGCGAAAGCAAAGUACUGGCCAAGACAGGCUUAGUGGUUACUCUUAGUGCUACCAACUCCAAUCGGGAUGCAGACAGAGACACCGUCACGAGCUUGAUCAAGAGUCAUGGCGGGGUUGUUAUCGAGGAAUGGUCGAACAUCUUUCUUAUGAAUGGCACGCAUAGCCAGGGCAACAAGCGUUGGGUCGCUUUGAAGGACGAUAUCCGUUGGAAUCCGAAAUAUGGCAUAGAACGUGUUUUCCUCCUGUCUGAUGAUGCAAAUCAAAAGCCAAAAUUUCUCAUUGCUCUUGCUCUGGGGAUUCCAUGUAUCUCUUUUGAUUGGCUUCUUCGAGGCCUCAAAAUGGGAGGGGAAAGAGAGAAGGAAUGGCAGUCGUAUUUGCUUCCUGCAGGUUUCUCUGAAGUUCUGCACGCACGGGUGUCACAACUUAUAGAUAUGGACUGGGGCAACAGUCCCGAGCAUCUGAGCGAAAUCAUGUACAACCCAGUGGCUUCAAAGUUGUUCAGCCUCAAAUCGGUCGUAUGUGUUGGUGCUGACUUUGUGCCGUUGCCAAGAGCCAAGAAGGUCAACUCAGAUGCAGAACGAGCUAAAGAAGCAAGUCGGACGGUACCCUAUAUUAUACUUGCCAUGGGAGCGGACCGUGUGGAGGCUGUGUCCGACAUUAAAUACGCCUCGAAAAGCGAUUUGGCCUCUUUUGAUUAUGUUGUCGUUAAAGACAAUGGCGAAGCGGGCGUGUCCCUACGCCAGGACGGUGUGAAACUCGUUCACCUCUCAUGGGUGAAAGAUUGCCUUAUUGCAGGAAGAUUGUUGUCCAUGCACUAAUAGGCUAAUGACGAUCCUUGAUACCUAAAGAUGGUAUAUCCAGCCUUCAGUUACACCCAAAUUUUACGGACAUCUACCCCACGACCUUGAAAAUUACUGACACUAUCUUAUUGAUAACUGCAUAGUGAUGUACACUUUUGAAUUUGCUUUCCUCGUUCUUGAAGUUCUCCACGUAAUGUAUAUGCAUCUUGUCUAUGUAAUUCCAGUUCCAAAAUCUUGAACAUUAUAUUUUGUCACUGUAGGCAAA
Molecule: messenger RNA, 1630 nt
Organism: Serpula lacrymans var. lacrymans S7.9
Lineage: Eukaryota; Fungi; Basidiomycota; Agaricomycetes; Boletales; Serpulaceae
Exons: 3
Coding region: 58-1383 (441 amino acids)
Biological process (GO): DNA damage checkpoint signaling; positive regulation of transcription by RNA polymerase II
Cellular component (GO): nucleus
Molecular function (GO): histone binding
Source: RefSeq, a predicted model, not a curated record